AUGACGAUGGUUGCAAAGUACAACGAGAAAAAACAACAUAAGAUUGGGUUUAGGUUUCAUCCUAGGGACCAUGUACUCAUCCGCUAUUAUCUCGAGCCUAAGGUUGCCAAAAUACCAAAAAAAAAGUUUGAGUUAGAAGACAAGACGGAUAUUUAUGCAAAAGAGCCGUGGCAGUUGACUCAUACAGAGACAGACUUGUUCGUACCUAACGAGUGGUGGGAAACUACGCACGAGCCGCAAGUCAAAGGAGAGACGUGCGAGGGAUGUUGGAAAACCCUUGGGAAGCUGAGAGAUGUCGUAUCAAAAGAUACACGUGAGGUGAUUGGGAAGAAGAGGAGUCUCAGUUUCUACGUCAAAGGUGAGAGCAAGUAG
This is a messenger RNA of Capsella rubella, 372 nucleotides long. RefSeq names its product NAC domain-containing protein 78. Gene Ontology annotation, molecular function: DNA binding. Bases 1 to 372 code for a protein of 123 amino acids. Gene Ontology annotation, biological process: regulation of DNA-templated transcription. The record is from RefSeq and is a predicted model, not a curated record. NCBI's taxonomy places the organism in Eukaryota, Viridiplantae, Streptophyta, Magnoliopsida, Brassicales, Brassicaceae. The transcript has 2 exons.